Messenger RNA from Cryptococcus amylolentus CBS 6039, 426 nucleotides. RefSeq lists its product as hypothetical. The record is from RefSeq and is a predicted model, not a curated record. The transcript has 2 exons. NCBI's taxonomy places the organism in Eukaryota, Fungi, Basidiomycota, Tremellomycetes, Tremellales, Cryptococcaceae. Bases 1 to 426 code for a protein of 141 amino acids.
AUGUCCAACCCCCUCGACCAGCCAGUCACAGACACCCCCCUCGCAUCCCCAUCCCCAUCCCCUCCUGCAGCCACCCCCACCCCGGCCCAGGAGCAGGAGCAAAAGCAAGAGACACCCCUCGCCAUCGAAGAUGGCUCCCACCAGCCUGCCGAUCCUCAGGGAGAAGAAGUAGGGGAGGUGCACAGACUCGACUUGGGAGGCGGAAAUGUAGUCAAGCUGGACAAAUUGGGUCCUAUGAUUAUCAACUCUGACGGUACCUUGUCGAGAAUACAAAACUGGCAAGACCUCCAUCCGGUCGAACAAGAACGUACAGUGAGAUUACUGGUAAAGAAACGUAACCUCGUGCGAUUGAAGAACCUCAAUGAGGCUGAGCAAGCCGCUGGAGGUGGUGGCGAGGAGCUGAGUGCUCUGAAAGACCAAGCGUAA